Lethenteron reissneri (Far Eastern brook lamprey) is the source of this 4187-nucleotide messenger RNA. Its product is annotated as zinc finger protein 37 homolog. Gene Ontology annotation, cellular component: nucleus. Gene Ontology annotation, molecular function: DNA-binding transcription factor activity, RNA polymerase II-specific; RNA polymerase II cis-regulatory region sequence-specific DNA binding. Gene Ontology annotation, biological process: regulation of transcription by RNA polymerase II. The record is from RefSeq and is a predicted model, not a curated record. NCBI's taxonomy places the organism in Eukaryota, Metazoa, Chordata, Hyperoartia, Petromyzontiformes, Petromyzontidae.
CACCGCCAGCCGCGGCACAGACGGCCCGUAACAAUCAGCACACUCCCCCACGCGGGUCAAUUGCGCGCGGCCGCCGAUGAGUCUCGCCGCCGCCGCCGCCAGGGGGAGGCCGCGGUCACCAGGCCUGGGCCCUUCCCCGAGCCUCCUUCCUGAGUCGCAGAUUCACGUGCAAGACGGCGGUGGCGGCGGUGGUGGCGGCGGUGGUGGUGGCUUUCAAGGAGGCGGGGUGGGGUGGGAGGCCGUCUAACGUCCCCGGGGGUGGGCCACAGGAGCGAGGGAGGUGGUGGAGUGAGGAGGUUGUUGUAGGAGAAUCCAGAUAGGUGCAUGCUGUCCAGCUCCUGGUCACCUUUAAGCCAAGUCUGAAGACACCUGCAGUCGGCACUCUCUCAUCCAGGUGCAGACUGACACAUUAAGGGUUACGGUGACGACCUGCAAGAUGGCAGCUGGGGUGGCUGUCGGCGGCCCCACGAGUUUUUCAGCGUGGCUGGGCACGCAAGGCGCCAGCGCGAGCAUGGCGCUCGCACUGGAGCAGGAGCUGGGCAUCGGCAGCGAGGAUACGCUGCUGGCCUGCGCCGAGGACCCGCACAUCCGGGCCGAGUUGCUCUCCCUCGCGCGGCGCCGGCUUCCCUUCGGCUCGUACGCUGUGCUGGCGCGCCUGCUGCGAGGGGUUUGGCGGUUGCGGAUUGCGGCGGAAACGUUGGGGGGCGCGGAGGCGGCGGCGGCGGCGCUGCCGACGGACUCGUGCCAGCUCCGCUGCGGGGAGCACAGCCUGCUAAGCAGCCUGCUGCACGCCAUCGUGAUCACGCUCAGCAGCUUGAGCCAGGAGCUGCAGGAGUCGGCGGAGAGGUUCAGCUGCCUGGACGGCCUGGUGCAGGCGGGCGCCAGCCCACGGGGCACAGGCUCGCCGGUGCCAGCAGAGGUAGUGGACAGCCCUGUUCCAGUGGAGUCUUCGUCCCCUGUGGAUGCUUUCGGAGCGCUCGCAAACGAGGACCAAAACCCAUCCCGUGCGUGGGAUGUAAACAUCAAAAUGGAACCGGUCAGUGAAAGUACACCUGACAGCUCUGAUGGGGUUUCUGGCCACAACUUGGAUGUGUCUUUCGUGAAAGUGGAAGUGGAAACCGAUUGCCUGGAGAACGGUGAUGUGCCAGAGUCCAGUAGAAAAGAGGCAUUAGAAGAUCUGGCAUGCCCGUGUCAUCAGGGCGCUUCUGCCCAAUGCUGCAGCAAGGAAUAUUGCAAUAACGUAAAUACGUUAAAGCAAUGGAAAGCAGCCAGACUCACAUACAAGUGGAAUGACGACCAGGGCAGGUCACCGGACUGGGCUGUUGAUAAAACGUCGCUCAUGAGGAAUAGCUACAAUCCACGCUGUGGCAAGGGCAGUGGUAAGAAAGAUUUGGGAGAAGUCUGGAAUCCCAACCUGACUCUUGAUCAGAGCGUGGUUCUCAUUGAAGAUGACAAUCAGUUUACGGCUGAGAACAGUCUUGGGUAUCAACACCGAGUGCAUGCGACUCCAGGUGCUCAAUCGCUGACGAUGCACCUGGAUAACGAUGGCUCGCCUGUGCAGAUAUUCACACAGCCGGAGAGGACUUCUGCCACGGUCGACGAAGUUCAUGGCACUGAAAAUCAAGAAGACGCUGUUUCACCAAUGGAGCCGCCACCGUCUCUGGGAGCGGCACAGGCAGAGGAUGUGCCGUGUGUUGGCUGCGCGGAGUGUGGCCAGGAGUUUUUGCUGCCGGCUCAGUACGUGGAGCACGUUCGUUGUCACCGACGCGGCCGGGACGGCGGCGCGAACGACGGCGCCGCGGGAGGCGGCCGUCCCUUCACGUGCCCGCUCUGCGGGGCUUGCUUCUCGCACCUGUCGGCGCUCAACCGCCACCAGCGCACGCACACGGGCGAGCGGCCCUUCUCGUGCGAGGAGUGCGGCAAGCGCUUCACGCAGUCGUCGCACCUGAACCGCCACAUGCGCACGCACACGGGGGAGAAGCCCUUCAAGUGCCUCCACUGCGGCAAGGGCUUCCUGCAGUCGUCCGACCUCGCUCGUCACCAGCGCACGCACGCACGCCGCCCCCACAGCCACCAACGCGAUGAUUCAUCAGCAUAGUCAACGAAGGACCGUUGUGCCAAAUGCGUGACCUCUUGCGACAGCAUUUGCAUUAACUGAUCUUGCUGCCAUAUACCAGUGUCUCAAGUAAUUUGUUUGAUCCACGUAUCACGAUGGCGGUGCCAUUCGUUUGAGGGUCGCAGUCCACCUCAAACGUUAACCGCCAACUGAAGUGCACAAUUUGCUGGAGAUUGUGCAUCCAGACAGGCGACGUAUCUAAAAAGUGACAACAAUCUCCCUCCAAUUGCGAGGAGACCGGUCGCAGAUGCUAAUGGUGACAUUUCCGACGAAGUUGGAUGCCAAAAAGACAUCUUUGGCAUCGCAUGUGGAAGAACUGUAGCCGAUCCAAAUGAGCUUGAAGCAAACUGACAACGCAGCUCUGGCAGACUCUCAAUUUGGUGCCCAGACUGAAACGUUUCUGGGACCGAAUGUGGCUCAGACCUUUCAUUAUACCUGAGGCCAGGCCGAUCCGGCGCAUAACUCCAGGUCUACGUCGUCCAUCAGUGGUCUGUUCAGAUCCCAGGUAGAGAAAUUCCUCCACUGCUCCGACAGCAUUACCAUUAAUUAUGCAGUUUGCUUCUGGAGGUCCAGAGCCUAAGUUCAGCAAUUGAGAUUUCCACCCGAGAUUGGGGUGGCUACAAAAUAUCUCCACGAUUGCCAAACGUCUUCAUUUCAAUAACAUUGACAUCCCUUUGACUUCACCGAUUUUUAUUUUGUUUGAGUGUUCACAUGUGUAGGUUACAAAGAGGUCGUGAGAAACCUGUUCUUGGCAUUGGGAGAGGACACUUCUUUUUUUAAUAUCAUUACUCUGCUUGUUUACCCAGGAAAGCCUAACUUAGUCUCGACUCUUUUUCAGGAGGGUCCUGCCAGGAGGUUCGCAGUUGUUUCCCAGUUAAGCGAUUUGCAAGUUAUUUUCAAAUUGAGCAAAUCUGGAUCAUGACACGAGAGUACAAUAGUCUAUUGUUCGUCUAAUAAUGUCAUGGGAUCAUUAACGUCCACUCUGAAACAGACGGUGUGUAUUUUAUUGUUAAUACACAUGCAGUAUUAACCGGGGCAGCCUGCCAGAUUCAAACCGCAAACCUCUGCGGGAAGCGGAAAAUCCAACCGACCAAACUGAACACACAACCAUCGUUUUGCACUCGGAAAAAACAAAAAUGCUUUUUAUAUGAUUGCUUUGUAACAGUUCUUAUGUGUGCCAGCAUUAAUAUUUGUACCAGAAACUAGCAGGAAUAAAACUUUUUUUAUAGAAACGGAUUUGUUUGAUCUUGAAAUUGUAUGCACUAUCACAGUGGAAUGUGAGAGAAUGACUGAACGAUGGGCUAAGAUGUUUAAUGUGCGAGUACAUUAGUGACAUUCACAAACUCAAUCCAGUGAAUAUUCGCUGCUUGCCAAACACUCUGCCAAUAAAAUAAAAACUCAACACUAUUGUCAAUAUUGCCUUAAAACAGAAAUAUAUAUAUAGUGGGCUAAAGUUUUUUGACGUUCGCCCCUAAAAAAAGAUACGAUCAUAACAUUCAAUGUUGCACUACACUGCCUGCUACCUUCAAAUAUUAAAGCUGAUUUAUGGACAGCAUUUCCAUUAACGGAUGUUGAAUAGCUAAUCCACCCACAAAAUUGUUGAUAAACUGGUUUCACCGAGUUUUUUUGUUUUAUCUCCAACUAGAAUCCACUCUGUCAUCUACUCUAACGAAGGUUCAUUUCCCGAAACGGCCGAUUACUGUAAAUGUUUUUCUUUAGCUACAUUGUUAACAUGUACGGCUGCCAACACUUGUCAUUUCGCUACUGAAGGCUCUCCCCUAUGCCGUUUCAGUCAAUGUACCUUAACCAGCACGUUGAAGUAUGGUCAAACAUUGUCCAUGAUGAAUACUGCGUUGUGAGACCAUCUAGCAGUGGAUUGAAAAAGGACGAUAUACUGUACAUUGUUUUGUGUUAUGCACUGUUCUGAAUCACGCGUGCGUUUGCCCAUGCACUUUGCAAAGUGUGCAAUUACACUCCAUUCCUAAAGCAUACGAACAUUUCGACGGAAUUUACUUACCAGUGAUGUUUAAAUAAUAGUUGCGGGGCGGGGUUAGGGUGGAAGUGUCCAGGA